AUGUUCAGGUUCAUCAGACCGGGGUUCAGCGGCAGUGGGAUGUCAGCUGCGGGAACAAGACUGACGAGGAGGCUGUAUCACCCCAAGGUGAUCGAUCAUUACACAAACCCGCGCAAUGUGGGCUCGUUGGAUAAGACGCUGCCCAACGUGGGGACGGGACUGGUGGGGGCACCGGCUUGCGGGGACGUGAUGAAGCUGCAGAUCCAGGUGGACGACUCUGGCGUGAUCCAGAAUGUCAAGUUCAAGACGUUUGGUUGCGGCUCCGCCAUCGCGUCUUCCUCGUACAUGACGGAGCUGGUGCGUGGCAAGACUCUGGAGGAUGCUGCCAAGAUCAAAAACACGGAGAUCGCCAAAGAACUGAGCUUACCCCCCGUGAAGCUGCAUUGCUCCAUGCUGGCUGAGGACGCAAUCAAAGCGGCGAUCAAGGAUUACCAGUCCAAGAGGAAACCAACGAGCCUCACGUGA
This is a messenger RNA of Zygotorulaspora mrakii, 465 nucleotides long. It is a transcript of the gene ISU2, whose product is annotated as putative iron-binding protein ISU2. The transcript has a single exon. Gene Ontology annotation, molecular function: ferrous iron binding; 2 iron, 2 sulfur cluster binding. The record is from RefSeq and is a predicted model, not a curated record. The coding region runs from base 1 to 465 and encodes 154 amino acids. Gene Ontology annotation, biological process: intracellular iron ion homeostasis; iron-sulfur cluster assembly. NCBI's taxonomy places the organism in Eukaryota, Fungi, Ascomycota, Saccharomycetes, Saccharomycetales, Saccharomycetaceae. Gene Ontology annotation, cellular component: cytoplasm; mitochondrial matrix.